CUCUUUGUGCUGUUGUUUCGUUUCAGGUCUGAGUCGGUCUCAGUGAAGAUCUGGCGUCGAGGAUUUUUCAACUGUGUACGAAGAGAAAACUCAAAAUAUCUUACUUUUUUCUACUCGAGUAACGGACAUUCGCUUACUACAUUUUUUUGCUUCAGAUUGUUCAAGAAGGAAAAUCUCAAUUUCAGCCACCACAAUCCCGCCCAUUAUGCCAUUUUUCAGCCAAUAAUGCUAAAGUCAUGACAGUUUACGUUCUCUUAAACUGUUAAAAAGCUGAAAUUUGUUGCUGUUAAGCACAAUAUAUUAAUAGCAACCCGAGACGCAGAGGAGAGGUAUUAAUAUAAGCAGCCAUGGCCGUGGGCCCAGUGGACCCCAGAGAGGUGUUGAAAGGAGUUGAAGCUCUGCUGGGGAAGGAUGGAGAACUACGUAGUCUUGAAGGAGUCGCUAAAGUAUUCAGUCUCAUGAAGGCCUCACAUAAAAUGGUCAGCAGAUGCAUGUAUCUGAACAUCUUACUUCAGACAAAAUCACAUGAUGUGCUAAAUCGAUUCAUUCGAGUUGGAGGCUACAAGUUGUUGAACUCUUGGCUCACCUACUCGAAGACCACCACCAACACGCCUCUGUUGCAGCUCAUUCUGCUGACCCUGCAGAAGCUUCCUCUUACUGUGGAUCACCUCAAACAGAACAACACUGCCAAGCUGGUGAAACAUCUGAGCAAGAGCGGAGAGACAGAAGAGCUGAGGAAGUUGGCGUCUGUGCUGGUGGAUGGCUGGAUGGCUAUAAUUCGCUCUCAGAGCGUCUCCAGUGGAGCGUCGCCCAAUGACAAGAAACGGAAAAAGGAGGAUGGAAAAGUGCGUCCAGAGGUGAAGCCUCGGGAAAAGGCAGCAGAGGAGGAGAAGAAGAAGGACAAACCAAAAGCUUAUGCUCCGAGUCAUGCUAAGAUCCGCUCUACAGGUUUAGAGGUGGAGAGUCCGGCUCCAGUUCCUGUGAAGAAGCCACCCGUUGCACCCCAACUUGGAGACAAAUACAACAUCAAGCCAGCUGUGCUUAAAAGACCAAGCACAUCUCCCACUGACGCACCACCAGUGGAAAAGAAGUACAAGCCACUUAACACCACCCCCAACUCAACCAAAGAGAUCAAAGUCAAACUCAUUCCCCCACAGCCGAUGGAGGCCACUGGAUUUUUGGAUGCCCUCAACUCUGCUCCAGUGCCUGGCAUCAAGAUCAAGAAAAAGAAACCAAAAGCAGCUUCACCUACCAGUAAUAAGCCCUGUCCAUUUGACAACAGGCCGCAGUCAUUUUCAGGCACACAGGCCAAACCAUCUUCCCCUGAAACACCUUCAUCUCAAACCCCUCCUCAUGAAAAUCAAGAACUGGAGCAGCCUGGCACACCCGUGCCCACCGAGGACCCUGAAGCCAUGGAAACCGGUGAUAAACCCAACGCUCUGGCUGAACCUCGCAGCGAGGAGGAGACUCUGACUAAGAAAGGAAAGAAGAAGAAAAGUGUCCGGUGGGCGGAAGAGGAUCAUCUCAAAGAGUACUUCUAUUUCGAUCUGGAUGAGACUGAGAGAGUGAAUGUGAACAAAAUUAAGGACUUCGGUGAGGCGGCUAAGCGGGAGCUGAUGAUGGACAGGCAGACGUUUGAAAUGGCUCGUCGUCUUUCACAUGACACCAUGGAGGAGAGGGUGCCCUGGACCCCACCACGACCCUUGACCCUAUUAGGCUGCCUGGUCACUGCAGGUGCCAGCAGUCGAGAGAAGAUGAUCCAGAGAGACCGAGAGAUGGGCAUUCUGCAGGAGAUCUUCCUCUGCAAGGAGAGUGUUCCAGACAGUCCUCAUGAGCCAGAUCCUGAGCCGUAUGAGCCCAUGCCUCCUCGUCUCAUCCCACUGGACGAGGAUAGCAGUAUAGUUGAGGACAUGGAUUCAACUGACCCUGCCUCUACUCCCGGCUCUAAUGAAGGCUCCAAGCUGCCUCCUGUAUUAGCCAACCUCAUGGGCAGCCUGGGCAACAGCGGCCGCAGCCCGCAGGCACAGGGCAAUGCCCCUCCAGCCAAUAAUAAUAAUAAUAAUAACCCAGCUGUUAAUGUGCAGGAACUACUCACAUCUAUUAUGGGUGCACAUGGAUCUAAUCAGUCUCCAGAAGACCUGAUCAAACAGCCGGAUUUCUCUGAUAAGAUCAAGCAGCUUUUGGGUUCUCUGCAGCAAAACCAGAAUCAGAACCCACCUCCCAAUGCUCCACCAAUGAACCCUGGUCUACUUGGUCAUGGUCCCGGCAUGAAUAUGAACAACAUGAACAACAUGCAGAUGCCCAUGAAUGGUGGUUUCCCUCCAAACAAGCCUCCUGGACCACAUUUCAACCAUCCUCCACCUCCACAUGGCCACGGCCCACCCUUCAACGCCGGAGGCCCUGGGCCUGGCCCUGGCCCUCGUAUGAUGGGUCCUCCACCCGGCCCACAGGGGCGAGGAGCAGACAACGGAAACUACUGGGGCGACGACUCAAUGAGAGGAGGCCCACACCGGGGAGGAGGACACUUCCACCGGGGCCGAGGAAGAGGAGUAGAUCCCGGCUUCAGAGGGCGAGGGGGGCGCGGAGGACCACGCGGGGGACAUAACAACAUGGGCGAUAUGUCAAAUAGGCCAGUAUGUCGGCAUUUCAUGAUGAAGGGAAAUUGUCGUUAUGAAAAUAACUGUGCGUUUUAUCACCCUGGUGUAAACGGACCACCCCUUCCUCCUCAACACGGACACUAGCAUGCUGUAAAGCUGCCAUUCCUAGAACUCGCCACUAGUGGGCGACAGGACUCCAAAUGAGCCUCGUUUACAGUAGCUGAACCUGAUUAACAGGAACAGGAUGACGUGGAGGGGAUGUUUUUUUUGCAUCUGUGACUGCACAAUCUCAUCUGCUUCACCAAAAACAGCUUCCUCUCAGUUUUACACUACUUUCCCUGACCUGGAAAGUUGGGAGAAAAUCUGAGAUCCUCUAUGAAGAGUGACUAAACCCAAUACUAGACUUUGGGGCCUCCGUGUAAAUAGUGAUUCCUGAAGAUGGUGAUGUAUAUUUUUUAUUGUGAUUCCGUGUACCACUGACCUGACUGCUAAAGAUUGUACUACGUUGCUGUGUAACCACUAUGACUAAGGUGUGAAUAAUCGUCUUCAGACAGUGAUGUAAAGUUACUUAAGCUUUCCCUGGUGCCCGAAGCCCUAAGAGACUAGAUGUGCAAUUUUUACAAAACAGAUUUUGCACAUCAAUCGUUAAUGCAACUUGGAUUUGCAUCAUGAAAUCGACACUUUCAGAAGUAUUCAGUCCCUCUGACGCGGCCAGAAGAUGGCGCACUGUUUAAAGUUUUAAUUUAAGGUUUCUAUAAGACAAGGAGUAGCCAAACUUAAUAUGAAAUGCUUUGAAAUUUUCUGAUUUUCGGUCAGUCGGCAUGAAAAGUGCCUCAGGUUAUUUUCACACACGGUCCUUUUUUUCAAAGAUUUUCACCUAGGCACAAACUACAAUGUUUUUUGAAGUCCCGUCGCAUACUUGAAUUGAUACUUUGUGAUGAAAAGCGAUCUUAGCCUGCUUAAAAAAAAUAUCAGCUAUUGUUCGUGGUAGUGUGACAAUCAGGAGAAUUAGCUGGGAUGAUUUCCUACUUGAUGUUGAUGCUAUUGUUUGAUUUGCCGUGCGUUCAUGUUCUCAUGCUGUCAGAAGCUCGGUCUAGAUCAGACUCGUGUGGGUUUGUCCUGCUCUAUCAGUGUUCAACUGAGUCUAACCUAGGCUUCAAACCACUAUCAAGGCCAAACUUAUUCAGGUGUUUUCUGUGAAAACAGUGGCCACUGUCUCUUGUGGGACUCGAUUAUUAUUUUUUUUUUGGUUUGAUCCACUAUUUUCCCAUGAUUUUAUUUUGAUACGAGUCAGAUUUUUUUCUAUUGUUUGAGAAAUGUCUAUGUGUCAGAUUGCCGCAUAAACACAAUAAAAGGCACAUUCAGAAAUGUAAGGUUUUUUUCUACAUGUAAAUUAAUAAAUGUUCAGAAAUUUA
This is a messenger RNA of Danio aesculapii, 4012 nucleotides long. It is a transcript of the gene ppp1r10, whose product is annotated as protein phosphatase 1, regulatory subunit 10. The transcript has 18 exons. The coding region runs from base 348 to 2741 and encodes 797 amino acids. The record is from RefSeq and is a predicted model, not a curated record. Gene Ontology annotation, cellular component: nucleus. Gene Ontology annotation, molecular function: metal ion binding. Lineage: Eukaryota; Metazoa; Chordata; Actinopteri; Cypriniformes; Danionidae.